Molecule: messenger RNA, 3307 nt
Organism: Pelodiscus sinensis (Chinese soft-shelled turtle)
Lineage: Eukaryota; Metazoa; Chordata; Testudines; Trionychidae
Gene: ERMARD
Product: ER membrane associated RNA degradation
Source: RefSeq, a predicted model, not a curated record
GGGGCGGCGUUGCGGCGCCUCUCUCGGAGAGUUGGUGCCGGGCGGGCGGGCGGGCGAGGGGAGCUGGCGCAGAGCGAGGCGCCGUUUCCAUGGAUCGAGCUACCCGCUGUCCGCCUCGCGGGCUGGGCGUGGAUCCCUGCCGGGGGUUGGCUCCGGUUGGAGCCCGGACCCGGGAUAACGGCUCCUACUGCCCCGAAGCCGCCUCUGUGCUCCGCCCCGCGCCCCCGUAGCCGGGUGCUUUGCGGGGGGGAGGCUCCCUGCGAGGGGAAUCUCCUCGGCGUUUUGUUUCUUUACUGCUGGCUGAAGCAGGGACGUGAAAGGCUACACGGUGAACGGAGACUUCCCGUUAACCAGACCUUAAGCGCUAACCCCCCUAGCGCGCCGCCCGGGCCCUCGGCGGGACGCCAGCCAGUUAACCGGUUACACGAAGUAGUUUAACUUUUUGCUCUGAUACUUGCACCCCUAAAUGAGAGCGGCUCAGCGGAGAUGUCAAUAGUUGAGCCAGUCGCCACCUGUCUUUCCCCUGCAGUGCAUUAUAUGGUUUGCAAACUUGGAUUUGAGAUAAAAGAAAGCCUUUCUGUUAAUAGUAUCGUGUAUGAAAAUGGUGAAGUGUGUUGGAAAACAAUCACAGAGCUCGUGUAUUGCCUUGAAUCAGAUCAAAGUGUGGAUUAUAUAAAAAGUGUGCAGCUGUUAGGACCUUUAUGCGAAUCUGUUCAUUUGCAUCUACAAUCUCUGACAAUGGAACAGUUCAAAUUACAAUACUUAUUGUGGUUCCAGUGGACAAACCAUACAGAGCUACUUCUGGAAGUUUUUGCUGCACUACAGAGCACAGAAGCUACAGCAAUUGCACUUAGCUUAAUGAAACUAACAUCAUGUCUAGAGCGAGCCUUGGGAGAUGUUUUCUUAUUAAUUGGUAAGGACUGUCCGUUCCUUUUAAGAGAUUUGCUUGCAUCUCAGGAGCUUGCAAAAGUCUUUGGACAAUCUGUGAUGAAUGUACUAAGAGUAUUCAUUGGGUCUCCAUGUGGUCUAAAUCUCCGUAACAUUUUGUGGCAUGGAUUUGCUUCCCCUCAAGAAAUUCCUGCAAAAUAUUGCUCUGUGCUGCUUUUUUUAACUGCAGGAUUGGGCCAGUUGCUAAGGAGAUUCCUACUGCAAACUGAAACCAUUUUAAUACAUCGCCCUUAUAUAGUCUUCCCAAAUGUAGGGGAGUUGGACAUUUUUCCAGAUCUUAAUCAUGAAGCACUUUCCUUAACUGAAGAACUAGCAAAGAUAUCCAGUUUUGUGUUAAAAACAAUGUUACCAUUUUGGGUUGCUGCACUAACAGCUUUCAGGCAACAUAGGUAUGCUGACUGUGUUAUACUGUUACUCCCUCAGCUGGAAACUGGACUUAGAUUACUCUUCACCACAGUUAAUAAAUGUCCAAAUAGACUGCUAACUGCUGAAUCCUCUUCUCUUUAUACCACUUUUGAUGAGAUGCUAACAAAACAGUUGAGUGACAAAGAGAUCAAUCAGCUUCCUCUAAUUCUUGGAGAGCCUGCAAUGGAAUUCCUUUGGGAUUUCUUGAACCAUCAAGAGGGUCCUCGUGUAAGAGAUCAUUUAAGCCAUGGUGAGGUCAACUUAAAUGAGUUUCCAAGAGAAAUAGCCAAUCAGAUACUUGCAUUUUCAAUUACACUUUUAUACAAAUUUUCAGAAGAGGAGGAACUCUCAGAACUUAAGGAACACACAGUCAUUAAACCACUGAUCAGCUGUGCAAGUUGCUACCACUCUCGGUUUCAUCCAGUUGCCCGACUUAAGAAACAGGUGCUGGAAUGUAUGAAGAGCAUUUGUUCCUGGCCUGAGCUCCCUGUAGUACCCGAAGAGCAAAUUCAAGAAAUUACAGGGUUGGAAAGAAGUGCAGAUACUAGUCCCUGUAUUUCUGUCACUACAGAAAUCCUUUCUCAAUUGCAAAACUAUUUGCCUCAGAAUUGCUUCAUUUUAAAUGAUCCAGUGAAUAAUCUUCUAACUGAGAAGCUAUUGAUUGAACUCUGUAAUACGCACAUUUGUACUCUCUACUGUCCACGUUCUGUACUGGAAAUAUUGGUUCUGCUCCGUAAGAUAAGCACACAGUGCCAUCAAGUGUCAGAUCAAGUUAUUGCCAGCAGUGAAAUGAAGUACAAACAGUGGAUAAAUAAGAUGCUGCGUUCUCGCCAGAGGCACAACUAUCUACGAAUGUUAAACAGCAUUAAAUUUUUGUCUCCUGUGUUACGGCUGAUUUUAAUUUUGAUGACGCUGGAACUAAUCAGCAUCCAUACUGUUUGUGAGAAGAAUCCUUAUGAUUAUCAGCAGUAUCUAAAGUUUCUAAAGUCAGUCCUGCAGUAUACUGAGAACUUGGUAACAUACACAAGCCCAGAAAAGAACAAGUGGGAUGAAUCAUUGGAGCUUACGCACAAAACGUUGAUAAAAAUUAGGACUUUCAAUGAGAGAAAGCAAACAUUAAUGCAGUUAGCGACACAAAUAAAGUUGUUUUGAAAAGGCGUGGUUUCUGGUACAUCUUAAAACUAUUUUUUUUAAUGUCUCAAAACUUCAUGUGGCCAAAAUUAUUAGAAUCAUUCUACUCCUCUCUUUAACUGCAGCUUCCAUCAAAAUGCCUUUGCAAGCAGAAUUUGGCAUUUACUUAGUGACAGUGUUGAUGAUUGGAGUUGGAUAAUUGCACUUCCUGAAAAUGGAAUAUUUGUCAGGUGCUUGAGACUUAGACUGAGCUUUCACUUCAAAAUAAUUUAAAUGUAUCUAUUAUUUAAGUGUACGGUGUGUGCUUUCUAUUAUUUAAGCGUACUAUGUGCUUUAAAGCUUGAUUUUAAAAAAAGUUUUUUUACAGUGUAUCUGAAAAUGACCAGGAGGAAAACAACUAAAAUAAAUGUGUUGGGAAUAAUGAACUAAAAAAUGUCAGCGUGGUGAAGCUAAUAUUUGGCCAUUUUCAUACCCACACAUCACCCAUUAUCUUUCAUGUGCCCUUAAAAAAUCCCCCAACAAAAAAUUUACAACAAUUUGAGUUAACAGCAUUUCUUGAAAUCCCUGUUCACUAGUUUUAGCACAGAAAUGGGCAAACCUUGGUGUUUUGUCCCCCUCCCACCUGAGAGAUACAGCUAUAUCUAGAAUUUGCUUACAUAUAAUACUGUUUACAUGUGAAAACACACUAGCACAUUUUUGUGUUCCCAGCAGAAGUAUUCAGCAGUGUAUUUUUACACUCUUGUCAUGGACCCUUUUUUGGUUAAUUUAAUUAGAACAUAAGAAUGGCCAUAUUGAGUCAUACUAAAGACCCAUCUAGCACAGU